AUGUCUAUGAGCAUCGACGAGCUCGACGCCACUGUGCGCGCCUUCUAUGAGGGUCGAGGCGAUCAGCAAAAAGCAGCACAGGCCUCGCUCAACCAGUUCAAAGAGAACCCAGAUGCAUGGCUCAUGGUUGACCAGAUUCUCGAGAAGGCGCAAUACCCACAGACCAAGUACCUCGGGCUGCAGGUGCUGGACAAUGUGAUCAUGACGCGGUGGAAGGUUCUGCCACGAGACCAGUGCAUGGGCAUCCGAAACUUCGUGGUCAACAUCAUCAUCCAGCAGAGCAGUACCGAGGAGCUGCUGAAGAAGGAGCGCGCACUCCUCAACAAGCUGAACCUGGUCCUCGUCAGUAUUCUCAAGCAGGAGUGGCCGCACAACUGGCCCACCUUCAUCAACGAAAUCGUCACCUCGUGCCGGAGCAGCUUGCCUAUCUGCGAGAACAACAUGGCCAUCCUGCGCCUGCUCUCAGAGGAGGUCUUCGACUUUUCUGAGGAGCAAAUGACCAGCACCAAGACUCGUCAGCUCAAGCAGAGCAUGUGCGACGAGUUUACCAGCAUCUACAAUCUCUGCUCCGAGAUUCUGCGCACAGCAGACCAGACGAGCCUCAUCAAAGCCACGCUGGAGACCCUUCUCCGCUUCCUGAACUGGAUCCCACUCGGCUUCAUUUUCGAGACACAAUCUACCGGCAUGUCGCUGAUCGAACUCCUGCGCAGCCGUUUCCUUGAAGUGCCCGAAUUCAGAAAUAUCACACUCAAGUGCCUCACAGAAAUCGGCAGCUUGCAAACCGAGCACAACUGGAACGAGAAGCUCGUUCAGAUGUUUACGGAGACGCUCACGACCAUCUCCAACAUCAUUCCACUGCAGAUGGACCUGAAGUCGACAUAUGCCUCUUCAAACAGCAGAGAUCAGGAGUUCGUGCAGAAUCUCGCACUUUUCCUUUGCAACUUUUUCAGCAAUCAUCUCAGCAUCAUCGAGAAUCUACCGAAUCGCGACUACCUUAUUCACGGCCACUUUUACCUAAUCCGGAUAAGUCAAAUCGACGACCGAGAGAUCUUCAAGAUUUGCCUGGAGUACUGGACGAAGCUGGUCUGCGAGCUGUACGACGAGAUGCAGCAAAUCCCAAUCACAGAGAUGAACCCGCUCAUCAACAUGAGCGGCAUGCAGAAUGGAGGUGGCGCCAUGAACCCGCAGAUCCUGGCUAACUACCCACUGCGGAAACACAAGUACACCGACAUUCUCUCCAACCUCCGACAGGUCAUGAUUGAAAAGAUGGUCCGACCCGAGGAAGUGCUUAUCGUCGAGAACGACGAGGGCGAGAUUGUGCGAGAAUUUGUCAAGGAGUCUGACACGAUUCAACUCUACAAGACCACACGCGAAUGCUUGGUCUUCCUCACACAUCUGGACGUUGUCGACACCGAACAGAUCAUGUCCGAGAAGUUGGCGCGACAGGUCGACGGCAGCGAAUGGAGUUGGUCAAACUGCAACACGCUCUGCUGGGCUAUCGGUUCCAUCUCUGGUGCCAUGAACGAGGAGACUGAGAAGCGCUUUCUCGUCACCGUCAUUAAGGAUCUGCUUGGUCUGACCGAGAUGAAGCGUGGCAAGGACAACAAGGCCGUGGUGGCAUCGAACAUCAUGUACAUCGUUGGCCAAUACCCACGUUUCCUGAAGGCCCACUGGAAAUUCUUGAAGACAGUCGUCAAUAAGCUUUUCGAAUUCAUGCACGAAACCCACGAGGGUGUGCAGGAUAUGGCUUGCGACACUUUCAUCAAGAUUGCAAACAAGUGCAAGCGACACUUCGUCAUCCAGCAGCCUGGCGAGACCGAGCCAUUUAUCGACGAGAUUGUCAAGACCAUGCGCAAGAUUACGUGCGAUCUGUCUCCCCAACAGGUGCAUACAUUCUACGAGGCAUGCGGCUACAUGAUCAGCGCGCAAGGCCACAAGAACACCCAAGAGCGACUGAUCGGCGAGUUGAUGAGCUUGCCGAACUCUGCAUGGGACUCAAUCAUCCAAUCCGCACACCAAGAUCCGAGCAUCCUCCAGAACGCCGACACGAUCAAGGUUGUCGGAAACAUCAUGAAGACCAACGUGGCGGCAUGCAGCAGUAUUGGCAGCUACUUCUAUCCACAGAUCGGCCGGAUAUACAUGGACAUGCUGACGAUGUACCGCGCUUCAUCACAGCUGAUUGACGAGGCCGUCCAGCGAGAUGGCAACAUUGCGACCAAGAUGCCCAAGGUCCGAGGCCUGCGCACAAUCAAGAAGGAGAUUCUCAAGCUCAUCACAACAUAUGUCGAGAAGGCUGAUGACUUGGAGAUGAUCCACUCGACUCUCGUGCCGCAGUUGCUCGAGGCUAUCCUUCUAGAUUACAAGAACAACGUGCCAGACGCCCGAGAGGCGGAAGUCUUGGCAGUCAUCACCGUCCUGAUCAACAAGCUUCAGGUACGUUGGACCUCCCAAACCAGCAAGUACAUGAUUGUACGCGCGCUUGCAAUCAAGGGUAAGAUUGACGAUGCUGACCUCACGCCUCAGGGCAUGAUGACCGAACAAGUUCCUGCUAUCCUCGAUAACUGCUUCGAGUGCACCCUCGACAUGAUUAACAAGGACUUCUCCGAGUACCCAGAACAUCGCGUCGAGUUCUUCAAGCUCCUCCGAGCCAUUAACCAGCGAUGCUUCCCAGCUCUCAUGAAGCUUGAUCAGGCGCACUUCAAGCUUGUCAUUGACAGCUGCAUGUGGGCGUCCAAGCACGACAACCGUCUGGUUGAGGGCGAGGGCUUGAACAUGUGCAUUGAGCUUAUUGAGAACAUGGCGAGUCACACCGAGCAGUCUACAUGUGAUGCGUUCUUCCAGAGCUUCUACACAACCAUCCUGCAAGAUGUGCUCUUUGUGCUUACGGACUCGGACCACAAGGCCGGCUUCAAAUAUCAGUGCUUGUUGCUGGCGCGUCUCUUCUGGCUUGUUGGCGCGAACAAGAUCUCGCAGCCCAUUUAUACUGAAGACCAAGCCGCGGCCGGCACCUCGAACAAGGACUUCCUGCAGCAGUUCGUUGCCAGCCUGCUUGCAAACGCCUUCCCGAAUCUCCAACCCGCACAAAUCACCACCUUCAUUACCGAUCUCUUCGCCUCGACCGAGACUUUCCCAAAUUCAAGACCCUCCUUCGCGACUUCCUGAUCUCGCUGAAGGAAUUUGCUGGCGAAAACGCAGAGCUCUUCAAGAAGACAGGAGAAGGCUGCACAAGAAGCCAAGGAUCGAGAGCGGGAGCGUAUGGCCAAGGUUGGAGGUUUCUCAAGCCAAGCGAGCUGAAGACGAGGAGCUUGACUUGAGCAAGAAGUGACCUCAGCCGCGGGAGAGGAGACGUGCGAGAAGAAAUCGAUGAUGUGUUUGGAGUAUACGGCAGCGGAUGAGAAGAAGAUGAGCAUAUGCAGAGUCACCACUCGAGGCCGCAGCGCGCAGGCACGAGAUCUACUGGACGACCUUUUUUGCAUUGACGGCCGCAUACGGGUUUGGUGUCAGCGCCAUCGCCAACUUUGGGGCGAAUGGGCGUACAGAGGCGCUUGGCAAUGACCAAUGACGAAACCGAUUACCAUACCAUACGCUUGUGUGAACAGAUGGGUAUUGCGAAAAUGCUUUUUGGGGAGUGCUCCUGAUAGGCCGUAGAACGAGCAGAUAUUAGAGAUACCAAGGAGCGCUUCUUUGAGUCGAGUAUGAAGGUAGAAAAGCAAAAAGCGUUGCCGACCGAG
Pseudocercospora fijiensis CIRAD86 is the source of this 3731-nucleotide messenger RNA. RefSeq lists its product as uncharacterized. The transcript has a single exon. Bases 1 to 3162 code for a protein of 1053 amino acids. Gene Ontology annotation, cellular component: nucleus; cytoplasm. Gene Ontology annotation, molecular function: small GTPase binding; nuclear export signal receptor activity. Gene Ontology annotation, biological process: protein export from nucleus; ribosomal small subunit export from nucleus; ribosomal large subunit export from nucleus. The record is from RefSeq and is a predicted model, not a curated record. NCBI's taxonomy places the organism in Eukaryota, Fungi, Ascomycota, Dothideomycetes, Mycosphaerellales, Mycosphaerellaceae.